Closterium sp. Yama58-4 is the source of this 2733-nucleotide messenger RNA. NCBI's taxonomy places the organism in Eukaryota, Viridiplantae, Streptophyta, Zygnematophyceae, Desmidiales, Closteriaceae. The record is from the annotation of a GenBank genome assembly.
AUGGUGGGGCUCGAUCUGGUGGAGGUGAAUCCGCGAGCCGACCCACCCGUGUGCAAGCUGAUGGACUUCAGCCGCUUCCGCUUCGAGCAGCGCCGCAAGGACAAGGAGAUGCGCCGCAAGAAGGUGGAGAAGCGGAGGCGGGACGAGGUGAAGGAAGUGCGCGUGAGCUCUCGAACGGAAGCAAGGGACGUGGCCAUGAAGGCUGACGCAGUGCUCAAGCACCUGCACCGGGGGCACCGGGUCAAGAUGUCAGUGAUGUUCAAGUCUGCGGACCAUGACCAGGCCGUGGGGCAGGCACUGCUGGACUCCAUGCUCUCACGGCUAGGCGAAGCCGCCAUAGUGGAGGUGAAGCCCAAGGAUGAGAGCCACCGCAUGUGGUGCAUUGUCAGACCCAACCCCGCGCUGCUGUCUGCUGGUCCUGGCGGCAAGAGCAAGACAGCACGCGCUGAGAGAGAGGCUGAGGAGGAGGAGGAGGAUGAAGAGGAGGAUGAGGAUGAGGAUGAGGGUGAUGAUGGCGAAAAGGCCGGCACGAUGCAGUCUCUUUCUAUGAACGAUGCGGCCAUCACGGCGAAAGAAGACGCCGCGAAGGAGCUCGCGAAGCUGCUGCCGCUCCCGGAAAACCUGGUCAACCUCGCCGCGCUGCGCGUCGACUACGCGCAACGGCAGCAGGCCAACGACGCUCAGCUCAGCAGCAGUGUGACAGCACAGGUGGAGCAAGCGCGCAGUGGAAUAGAGGCGCUGGCAGCAGCGCAGGAGACCAUUGCACGUCUGCAGCAGAAUUUCGUCAUCAUCGAAAAUCUGUGUGCAGAGUGCGACAACCUGAUUCAGAACCACGAUCAGAUCAAGCAGCUCAACAUCGUGCGCAACAACCUCAACAAGACCCUCAAGGAUGCGGAGGGCAUGCUGUCGAUAUCCACAGAGGCCAGCGAGGCAAGGGCGUCACUCAAUGAUGAGCGCGAGCUCGUCAAGUCGUAUGAGCGCCUCACUGCUCUGGAAGGCAAGCGCCGUUUCGCCCUGGCUGCAGCACAGAGACGACCGGAAGAGGCUGGCAGACUGAGGGAGUACUUUGAGGAUGUGAACCGCACGAAGCAGCGGUUUGAGGAGACGCUGUGGCGGUACAUCCGCGAGUUCUUCAAGCACGCCAAGACCCGCCCCCAGACACUCGUGCAGGCUGUUCGGGUGGUGGAGAUGCAGGAGAUUCUGGACGAGGAGAGUGAGCGGGAGCACAAGGACCGGGAGGGCGAGGAGGACGACGAGGACGCCGAGUACGGGCGGAGGGACGAGCGCAACGGGCACAUAGAGGGCGCGGGGUACAAGGACAUGUGCUACCAGCAGAUCCAGCUGGGGGUGGACGACCGCUUCCAUGAACUCCUUAACAAGCUUGUGUAUGAAGAUCUCAAGAAGGCACUGGAGGAAGCCACGCUGCUUGUGGACGACCUAGCAGAUGUGCACAAAUACGUGGCUCCCUGCUUCCCGCCGCGGUACGAGGUGUUUCAGGUGAUAGUGCAGCUGUACACGCAGCACUUUGUCACCAUGCUGCACAAGCUGGGAGACCGCGCCAAGGACAUUGACAACAUCGACAUCCUCAAGCUGGUGGGGUGGAUCAACACGUGUGAGGCGAAGAUGGGGCAGCUGGGCGUGGAGGACAGUGUGUCGAUGCUGCUGUCGGAGAGUGGCGCCCUGGACCCGCUCAUUGACGAGUACGCUGAGCGCAUGUCCGAAACCAUGAAGGGCUGGCUCAAAAACAUCCUCGAGUUCGACAAGAGCAACCCGCCUAACGGUGAGGAGGGUCCGCUGUACACGCCAGUGGCGGUGGACAUGUUCCGACUGCUGUCAGAGCAGGUGCAGCAGGUGCAGGAGAACAGCAACUCGCUCAUGCUCUUCAAGACCGCACAGGCCAUCGUGGAGCUGAUCCUGGACUUCCAGGAGGAGGAGAUCAAGUGGCUCAAACAGCCUGUUGACACCAUCGGUCUCGAAACUCUCUGUGCCAUGGUGAACAACAACGUGCGGUGCCAUGACCUGUCGGUGGAGCUGGGUAACACCAUCGUGGAGGCUCUGGAACAGAAGCAUGCUGAGCUGAUUGACUUUCAGAAGCCGUGCUCUGGAUUCCUUGAGGUCGCAAAGGAAGCGGCCAAUCAGGCGGUGGAGUUCAUGUUCCUCGAGUCCCUCAACGAUGUCGUCGCCAAGCUCUACCAAAAAGAGUGGCUGGAGGGCAACAUGACGCACACCUUUAUCGCCACGCUGGAGGACUACUUCCAGGACAUCAACAGGUGGAUAGAGGACCGUUCGUUCCGCCGCUUUGCAGAGGUGUGCUUGGAGCGCACUGUGGUGGUCUAUGUGGACCUGCUCAUGCAGUCGCGCCAGAGCAUAACAGAGGCAACCAUCAAUCAGAUGAGCAAGGACGAGGACAGCAUUAGGGAGUACUUCCAGGAGUACAUCUCGCAGCAGAAACUGGACAAGCGUGUGCAGCCACUGGCGGAUCUGAGGGCCCUGGCAGCAUCAGAUGACGCGGAGACCUUCACGCUCAACUACACGCAGCUGCUCUCCAACACGCCCGACUGCCCCCCUGAGGUGGUGGAGAAGGUGGUGAAUCUGCGUGAAGGCAUUCCCAAGAAGGCAGCCAAGGAGGUGGUGCAAGAGUGCAGGGAGAUGUGGGAGCAGCACAUCGAGUCCAAUGGCACACCCGCUCCUGGAUUGCUCUACAGCCGACUCACCAACCUGCCUAAGAAGUAG